This is a messenger RNA of Stylophora pistillata, 1507 nucleotides long. RefSeq names its product probable polysaccharide biosynthesis protein EpsC. Lineage: Eukaryota; Metazoa; Cnidaria; Anthozoa; Scleractinia; Pocilloporidae. The record is from RefSeq and is a predicted model, not a curated record.
GGCCUCGGCAUUAGAAGGAAACGUUAGUGCAGCUUUGUGGGUCUUAAAUAUUGCUGCUUUAGGAGGGAGCCGUGUUCUUUACCGACUGCUCAAAGACCAUAAAAACCGGGAGGCCACUAUUGACUCAAAAGGCGCUUUUCCCACGAAAAAUGCUAUUAUUUUUGGAACAACAGACGAGGCAGAACUUUUUAUUCGCCAAACCCAACGCCAAUCUCGUUCAGAAUAUAAAAUUAUCGGUGUAUUAGAUGAAAAACCUUCUCGAAAAGGACUGUUUAUACAUGGAGUAGAAGUCUUAGGCACCUUACAAGACCUAGAGUAUAUUCUAGACAUGCAAGACCAUAUCGAUGCUUUAAUUCUAGCACGCCCUUACAUAAGUCCUAGUAGAAUAAAAAAGUUUUUAGAAAUUGGUAAUGAAAACAAUAUUGUAAUUAAAAGACUUCCUGCUGCCACUGAAAUGGCCAGUACAUUGAAUACAGCUGUUCAAGCACGUCCUAUUUCUAUUGAAGAUCUUCUCUCUCGCCCUAAAAAAAAUCUUAAUCGCCCUGCAAUGGCAGCCUUAAUUAAAGGGCAACAUGUUUUAGUCACUGGUGCGGGAGGAAGCAUUGGAAGCGAACUUGUGAGGCAAAUCUCCUGCUUUAACCCCUCACACAUAUGCCUCGUAGAUCAUGCUGAAUUCCUUCUUUAUACGAUUGAUAGAGAGCUACAUGAAAAGCACCCAGAUUUGUCUCGUUCCAUCGCUCUUUGUGAUGUUGGUGAUGCAAAGCGUGUUCUACAUAUUAUGAAACAAGAAAAGCCAACUCUUGUCUUCCAUGCUGCAGCGAUAAAACAUGUUCCUAUAGCAGAGGAAAACCCUUGUGAAACUAUUUUAACAAAUGCUAUUGGAACACGUAAUGUUGCAAACUCCUGCGAACGCUUAGGAGUCAAAACAAUGGUUCUUGUUUCAACUGACAAAGCCAUUAACCCUCCCAACAUCAUGGGAGCCACAAAAAGACUUGCUGAAUCCUACUGCCAAGCUCUGAAUUUGGAAACAACGAGUCUCAAAGAAGAAAGCUCAACACGUUUCAUUACUGUAAGAUUUGGAAAUGUUUUAGGGUCUAGUGGUUCAGUUGUUCCACUGUUCAAAAAACAAAUCGCCCAGGGAGGGCCUGUAACAAUUACCCACCCAGAUGUUACACGUUAUUUUAUGACAAUUAGUGAAGCCUUAGAGUUAAUCUUACAAGCAGCAGCCUUAGGAACACAAAGUCUUUCCUUGAAGGGGCAAAUUUUUGUUCUAGACAUGGGAGAUCCUGUCAAAAUUAUAGACCUUGCCCGUCAAAUGAUUCAGCUCUCUGGGUACCAACCAGACACAGAUAUUGCUAUUAAUAUUACAGGACUGCGCCCUGGAGAAAAGCUUUAUGAAGAACUCCUUGCUUCGAAUUUCAAAAUUAUUGAGUGGUCCGAGACAUGGUUUGACAAAAUUGAAUUAUUAAAAAGCGUCUCAGUUUUUGUGAAAGAAAAUAUUUGUUGA